AUGGGGCUGUUUGAUCGAGGUGUUCAAAUGCUUUUAACCACCGUUGGUGCUUUCGCUGCCUUCAGCUUGAUGACCAUCGCUGUGGGAACCGACUAUUGGCUGUACUCCAGAGGGGUUUGCAAGACCAAAAGUGUCAGUGAGAACGAAACCAGCAAAAAGAACGAGGAAGUCAUGACCCAUUCCGGAUUAUGGAGAACCUGCUGCCUCGAAGGGAACUUCAAAGGUCUGUGCAAGCAAAUCGACCACUUUCCAGAGGACGCAGACUACGAAGCGGACACCGCAGAGUACUUCCUCCGGGCCGUGAGGGCCUCGAGUAUCUUCCCGAUCCUGAGCGUGAUCCUGCUCUUCAUGGGUGGCCUCUGCAUCGCAGCAAGCGAGUUUUACAAGACGCGCCACAACAUCAUCCUGAGCGCUGGCAUCUUCUUCGUGUCUGCAGGUCUGAGUAACAUCAUCGGGAUCAUCGUGUAUAUAUCAGCCAAUGCUGGAGACCCUUCCAAGAGUGAUUCCAAAAAGAACAGCUACUCCUACGGCUGGUCCUUCUACUUCGGGGCCCUGUCCUUCAUCAUCGCCGAGAUGGUCGGGGUGCUGGCCGUGCACAUGUUUAUCGACCGCCACAAACAGCUGCGGGCCACGGCCCGUGCCACCGACUACCUCCAGGCCUCUGCCAUCACCCGCAUCCCUAGCUACCGCUACCGCUACCAGCGCCGCAGCCGCUCCAGCUCGCGCUCCACCGAGCCCUCUCACUCCAGGGACGCCUCGCCCGUGGGCGUGAAGGGCUUCAACACCCUGCCGUCCACGGAGAUCUCCAUGUACACCCUCAGUAGGGACCCCCUGAAGGCUGCCACCACACCCACCGCCACCUACAACUCGGACAGGGAUAACAGCUUUCUCCAGGUCCACAACUGUAUCCAGAAGGACAGCAAGGACUCUCUCCACGCCAACACAGCCAACCGCCGGACCACGCCCGUAUGA
Messenger RNA from Peromyscus eremicus (cactus mouse), 972 nucleotides. It is a transcript of the gene Cacng2, whose product is annotated as calcium voltage-gated channel auxiliary subunit gamma 2. Gene Ontology annotation, biological process: neurotransmitter receptor internalization; transmission of nerve impulse; postsynaptic neurotransmitter receptor diffusion trapping. Gene Ontology annotation, molecular function: channel regulator activity; voltage-gated calcium channel activity. Bases 1 to 972 code for a protein of 323 amino acids. The record is from RefSeq and is a predicted model, not a curated record. Gene Ontology annotation, cellular component: AMPA glutamate receptor complex; voltage-gated calcium channel complex; postsynaptic density membrane. The transcript is spliced from 4 exons. Lineage: Eukaryota; Metazoa; Chordata; Mammalia; Rodentia; Cricetidae.